GUUUAGCCCGGGACAAACGCAGAUCUAUGCACAAAUAAGGAAAUGGUGUAAAAUACAGUCCAUGCAAGUUCAUUUCAGCACUCAGAGAUGGAUGUAAGAGCAUUAGGUCCAAGGAGGAUGGAGCCCAGAAUUCAGGGGGGACGUGGGAGGGCAUCGCCGGCCGUGCUCCAUCCCUUGAUGCCCAUCGCCCGCCUCUACGUCUACGCCCUGCACGGCUGCCUUUGUGAGGUAGCCUUCACCGCUGCCUGCAACUGGUACGAGCUCCGCGACAGGAAGCUGGUCGGCCACACCAGCCUCUGGGCGCUCCCCAUUUACAGCUCCGCCAUCUUCCUCAUCGAGCGCCUGCACCUGUGCCUGCGCCCACGCUGCCCCCUGGUGGUCCGGCUGACUGUCUACACCCUGCUCACCUACCUGUGGGAGUUCAGCACCGGGUUCGUUCUGAGGCUGCUGGGGGCCUGCCCCUGGGACUACUCGUCCUUCCGCUGGAACGUGAUGGGCCUGGUGACGCUGGAGUACGCCCUGCCCUGGGCCCUGGCCUGCCUCAUCGCAGAGCGCCACAUCAUCAGAAACACCCUCAGGAUGCGUCUGGAGAGCCCGCACCACACCUGACUGACAGCUUCCCCAUGUCCACAGGGGACAGUGGGUAUCCUACAGUGGGUUCCCCAACUUUCUGAGCUCCCUGUGCCUGUUAAUGAGUGACUCACCCAUUCUAAAAGGGGAAAAAAAGGGUUUUUUUUUUUUUGUUGUUGCAUAAACUGAACUUUUGAUUGAUAAUACUUUGUAAGUCUUGUCUUAAAAAAACAAUCUUUUCAACUUGCUAUGAAUGUAGGCACCUUGCCUUAAGGCAGGAAGGCUUCCUAUUGAAUUCCUCACAGCUACCACAAUGUUUUUUCAUGAUUACAUGAAAUAGGGUCUGUGUCACUCUCUCUUCAAUAUUGCGAAACGAACAGCAGACUUUCCACUUCAGUAUUCAUUGUGCAUCUGGGCUUAAAUUCAAGUGGAAAAAAUUUACACAGAAUUUUGUGUUGGAGCUCAGGGAAGUUGUGCAAUAUGUUCAUUAUAUUUUCAGUUCUGUAUGAAGUGCAAUGUAUGCUGCUCAACCUAACACUGAGCUCAAGGAAAUGGGGAAGCAUUUAUACUUACUAAUAAUUAACAUGCAUCACUGUUAAAUCAACAGCACACAUUGAGGAAAACUGCAUGUUCCAAGACUGACAUAAACUAUGCAAAUGUGUGCAAAUCAUUUCUUUGGUUUCUAUUAAAACAGAGGCAGAUACAGUUCAGUGUGUAUCAAUGUCC
Molecule: messenger RNA, 1296 nt
Organism: Anguilla anguilla (European eel)
Lineage: Eukaryota; Metazoa; Chordata; Actinopteri; Anguilliformes; Anguillidae
Product: transmembrane protein 229B-like
Exons: 2
Coding region: 88-609 (173 amino acids)
Source: RefSeq, a predicted model, not a curated record